Canis lupus familiaris (dog) is the source of this 1520-nucleotide messenger RNA. It is a transcript of the gene ALG5, whose product is annotated as ALG5 dolichyl-phosphate beta-glucosyltransferase. The record is from RefSeq and is a predicted model, not a curated record. Bases 558 to 1433 code for a protein of 291 amino acids. Gene Ontology annotation, cellular component: endoplasmic reticulum membrane. The transcript has 10 exons. NCBI's taxonomy places the organism in Eukaryota, Metazoa, Chordata, Mammalia, Carnivora, Canidae.
UUUCCUCUCCUAGAACUUCACAGCCCCUUUCUUCCCUUCUUUGUCUUUAUUUUGGAGCGUUACCUCCCUCUGCGGCCAGGCCCUUGUAACGUUGGUUCCCCGGGGGACGUGCGCCCCCGUCAGCCUCCACCGGCCCCGCCGCCCCCGACCUCUGCCCUGUCAGUCCCGACCUCUCCACCCCUUCCUCCUGCAUCUGCAGCCUGUGCAGUUCCGGCUGCACCCGGGAAGGUCUCGAGCCCCCCCAGGAGGUUUGCGCUCCCUGGACUGACCCUCCUGAUGCGGGGAAGCAACUAGAAGGUGGUGACAGCUUUGACGAGAGCCAUCUGCUAGAGAUUGGGGUGAAUCAGUGGAUCAAGAAGACCCAGGAGGGACACAGUAAGGCCGAGGCACGCAGGCCUGCUGUUACCGUUGUCUGGCAGUCCCUAUGACCCGGGAUUAAACACCCUAAAUUCGCUGCCUCUAAAGGAGGGCACAGUAGAAUUGAGACUCGGAUUUUCUUUGCCAUCACUCUGGAAACAAACAUUAUUUCCUUUGUUGCAUUUAUAACUGCUACAAAAAUGCCACAUCUCCAUCAACAUGAAGAGGAGAAGUUCUUCUUAAAUGCCAAAGGACAGAAGGAAACUUUGCCCAGCGUAUGGGACUCGCCUACCAAACAGCUCUCCGUUGUUGUGCCUUCAUACAAUGAAGAAAAACGGUUGCCUGUAAUGAUGGAUGAAGCUUUGGGCUAUCUGGAAAAGAGACAGAAGCAAGAUCCUACGUUCACUUAUGAGGUGAUAGUAGUUGAUGAUGGCAGCAAAGACCAGACUUCAAAAGUAGCUUUUAAAUAUUGCCAGAAGUAUGGAAGUGACAAGGUACGAGUGAUAACACUGGUGAAGAAUCGUGGGAAAGGCGGAGCUAUUAAGAUGGGUAUAUUCAGUUCUCGAGGAGAAAAGAUCCUUAUGGCAGAUGCUGAUGGAGCCACACAGUUUCCAGAUAUUGAGAAAUUAGAAAAGGGACUGAAUGAUCUACAGCCUUGGCCUGAACAAAUGGCUAUUGCAUGUGGAUCUCGAGCUCAUUUGGAAAAAGAAUCAAUUGCUCAGCGUUCUUACUUCCGUACUCUGCUCAUGUAUGGGUUCCACUUUCUGGUAUGGUUCCUUUGUGUCAAAGGAAUCAGAGACACACAGUGUGGGUUCAAAUUAUUUACUCGAGAAGCAGCUUCACGGACGUUUUCAUCUCUACACAUUGAACGAUGGGCUUUUGAUGUAGAAUUACUUUACAUAGCACAAUUCUUUAAAAUUCCAAUAGCAGAGAUUGCUGUGAACUGGACUGAAAUUGAAGGUUCUAAAUUAGUUCCAUUUUGGAGCUGGCUACAAAUGGGCAAGGAUCUACUUUUUAUACGACUUCGGUAUUUGACUGGUGCCUGGAGGCUUGAACAAACCGGGAAGAUGAAUUAGGUUAUUUGCCAUCUUUGUAUUCUUAUGUAUCAGUGUCUCACAUUUCAUUUGAAAUUAAAAUUUUAAAUAAACCUGGAAUAAACAUUG